AUGGCCCCUCCAAAGAUCUUUUCUCUCGAGGGCAAGGGUUUGAAAUUGGACUCAGCUGAAGACAUUGACGCCCAAAUUAAGCCUCUAACUGAGAGCACUGGCUAUACUGAAAUCCGCCUUGGGGGAAAUACUUUAGGUGUCCCAGCGUCCGAACGCCUCGCCGCUGUCCUUUCCACCCAGAAGAGCCUCGAAGUGGCCGAGCUCGCUGAUAUCUUCACCUCCCGUUUGCUCAGCGAAAUCCCUGCCGCUCUCACCUUCCUUCUCAAUGCGCUUCUCGAGAUCUCGACGCUUCACACUAUUAAUCUUUCCGACAAUGCUUUCGGCGCAAACACGCAGAAGCCCCUCGUCGAUUUCCUCUCUCGCCACAUCCCUCUCCGCCACCUAAUUUUGAACAACAAUGGAAUGGGACCGGAGGCCGGGUCGAACAUCGCCAAAGCCCUUACAGAGCUCGCAGAGCGCAAAGAGGAGGCGCGCAAGGGCGGAAAGGAGGCUCCUCUGCUGGAAAGCAUUGUCUGCGGACGGAACCGAUUGGAAAAUGGCAGCAUGGCAGCUUGGGCCCGGGCUUACGAGGUACAUGCGACUGGAAUACGGUCGGUGAAGAUGACCCAGAACGGAAUCCGUCAAGAAGGUAUCUCUCACCUGCUGAAGGAGGGUCUUCGCCACGCCAGUGCUCUCGAAGUUCUUGACCUGCAGGACAACACUUUCACAGUCACCGGAUCCACUGCUCUUGCUACUGUGCUCAGUGGAUGGUCUUCCCUCCGCGAACUCGGAGUUGGUGACUGCUUGCUUUCUGCCCGUGGUGGAGUCAAGGUUGCCCAAGCUCUUGCUGAGGCCAAGAACCAGAAGGUCGAGACCCUUCGCCUGCAAUACAACGAUAUCUCAGCCGAAGGUGUCAAGCAAUUUUUGCACGCCGCUAAGACCGCCCUUCCAUCUCUACGCCGCAUUGAGCUCAACGGAAACAAAUUCCAGGAGGAGGAUAAUAGCAUCAUGGAACUCAGCGAGCUCCUGGACGCCCGAAAGGAAGAACACGGCAAGGAUGAUGACCCUGAGGACAUGUGGGGAGUCGACGAGCUAGAUGAGUUGGAGGAAGAGAGCGAGGAGGAGGAGGAGGAAGAAGAAGAGGAAGAGGAGGAGGCUGAGAAGGCUGAGAGGGUUGUUAAGGAGGCCGAGGAGGCUGAGACUGAGAAGGUAGCUCAAAAGGAAGACAAGGCAGUCGACAAGCUAGCCGAGGUUCUAGGGAAGACCGGCAUCUAA
Messenger RNA from Aspergillus puulaauensis, 1254 nucleotides. RefSeq names its product GTPase-activating protein RNA1. Gene Ontology annotation, molecular function: GTPase activator activity; small GTPase binding. The transcript has a single exon. Lineage: Eukaryota; Fungi; Ascomycota; Eurotiomycetes; Eurotiales; Aspergillaceae. Gene Ontology annotation, biological process: nucleocytoplasmic transport; activation of GTPase activity. The record is from RefSeq and is a predicted model, not a curated record. Gene Ontology annotation, cellular component: perinuclear region of cytoplasm; nucleus; cytosol. The coding region runs from base 1 to 1254 and encodes 417 amino acids.